This is a messenger RNA of Columba livia (rock pigeon), 942 nucleotides long. Its product is annotated as olfactory receptor 14A16-like. Gene Ontology annotation, cellular component: membrane. Lineage: Eukaryota; Metazoa; Chordata; Aves; Columbiformes; Columbidae. The transcript has a single exon. Gene Ontology annotation, biological process: G protein-coupled receptor signaling pathway. Gene Ontology annotation, molecular function: odorant binding; G protein-coupled receptor activity; olfactory receptor activity. The coding region runs from base 10 to 942 and encodes 310 amino acids. The record is from RefSeq and is a predicted model, not a curated record.
AGGUAGCAAAUGUCCAACAGCAGCUCCAUCACCCAGUUCCUCCUCCUGCCGUUCACAGACACACGGGAGCUGCAGCUCUUGCACUUCUGGCUCUUCCUGGGCAUCUACCUGGCUGCCCUCCUGGGCAACGGCCUCAUCAUCACCACCAUAGCCUGGGACCAGCACCUCCACACCCCCAUGUACUUCUUCCUGCUCAACCUCGCCCUCCUCGACCUGGGCUCCAUCUCCACCACUGUCCCCAAGUCCAUGGCCAAUUCCCUCUGGGAUUCCAGGGCCAUCUCAUACUUGGGAUGUGCGACACAGCUCUUUUUGUUUCUCUUCUUGAUCACAGCAGAAUUUUAUCUCCUCACAGUCAUGUCGUACGACCGCUACGUUGCCAUCUGCAAACCCCUGCACUACGGGACCCUCCUGGGCAGCAGAGCUUGUGUCCACAUGGCAGCAGCUGCCUGGGCCACUGGGUUUCUCAAUGCUCUGCUGCACACGGCCAAUACAUUUUCACUGCCCCUGUGCAAGGGCAAUGUCCUGGGCCAGUUCUUCUGUGAAAUCCCCCAGAUCCUCAAGCUCUCCUGCUCACACUCCUUCCUCAGGGAACUUGGGCUUCUUGUGGUCAGUGCCUGUUUAGCUUUUAUGUGUUUUGUGUUCAUUGUGGUGUCCUAUGUGCAGAUCUUGAGGGCCGUGCUGAGGAUCCCCUCUGAGCAGGGACGGCACAAAGCCUUUUCCACCUGCCUCCCUCACCUGGCCGUGGUCUCCCUGUUUGUCAGCACUGUCAUGUUUGCCUGCCUGAAGCCCCCCUCUAUAUCCUCCCCAUCAUUGGAUCUGGUGGUGUCUGUUCUGUACUCUGUGGUGCCUCCAACAGUGAACCCCCUCAUCUACAGUAUGAGGAACAAGGAGAUCAAGGAUUCAGUGUGGCAACUAAUGAAUGGCUGUUUUCUGAAGCAAUAA